UUUUUCGGAUGCAUCAGGUGCUCUUUUUAUGUCGACUUCAGUCCCUGAAACUUACCAUCUGGAGUUAAAAGUCCUGAGUUUGGUUAUUCCCUUCUUGGAAGCUCCACGAUCACCUAUGUACUACACAAAUGGCGAAACCAAAGUAGGAAAAAGAACUGCUAGAGAUGUUGCACUUCUGGGCCCUAAUGUGACGAUUUACCAUGACAAGUCCUGGCCCAGAUCAGACCUUGAGUGGGAAAAGCUUCUUCUCCUUGUAGUGGUUGGUGAGGCUUCCGCAAGAGCAGCAAAGCCCUCGCAGGCUGUCGGCGAGGAUCAUGGCCCUUGCUUGAUUCGCCCAUAUUUGGGUGAGGGCAGCUUUGCCAUGGUGGCCUUGCCGCUGGUGAAGGUGGCCUUCCCCGCAAUUGGUAAAGCCAUGGCAGUCUUUGCCAAGGCGAGAUUGGGCAAGGGCUUCAUGGCCCUCAUUGGAGGCUUGUUGACAACUGGGGAAAAAAAGGCUUCAUGGCCCUCAUUGGAGGCUUGUUGACAACCGGGGAAAAAAAGCCGAAGGAGGAAGAAGAGGAAAGAGAAAAAGAAAAAAAUGAUAAUAAAAUUUGAAGAAAAAUAUUUAAAAAUUUUCACGUUAGCGUUAGUCAAAUGGCUAGCA
Eucalyptus grandis is the source of this 643-nucleotide messenger RNA. RefSeq lists its product as uncharacterized. Bases 29 to 523 code for a protein of 164 amino acids. The record is from RefSeq and is a predicted model, not a curated record. The transcript has 2 exons. NCBI's taxonomy places the organism in Eukaryota, Viridiplantae, Streptophyta, Magnoliopsida, Myrtales, Myrtaceae.